Messenger RNA from Peronospora matthiolae, 231 nucleotides. The record is from the annotation of a GenBank genome assembly. Lineage: Eukaryota; Oomycota; Peronosporomycetes; Peronosporales; Peronosporaceae.
AUGUCAACUCCGUACUUCAAAGGAGGCAAGUACAUGGGACCAUGCGGAAUGAAGUUGUUGGCGUCGUACGUCAAGAAUGGUGGGAACCUUGACAGUCUUGACAAGUCGUGUGUAGACGAGAUGCCAGCACUGAAUCUGACGAUACCGGCCGACUAUCUGACAGAAUUUCUGGGGACCGACGAUGCGUACGACGGCAAUACGACGAGAGCUGGAACCACACUCUCUACGUAG